AUGAAGGAAAAGCUGUGGACGACAGUGAGCCUCGAGAGAACGAGCGUCGAUAAAUUACGACCAGCAUCACCACCAAAGACGAAUCCGUGGACAGCAAGGCCAUCUGCCACGGUUGCUGUCAGUCAGGAUUGGCCCAGUAUUACCCCAGAUUUCGAAAAGAUUGAUGAUGAAAGCGAGUCAAGUGGCGCGACAAGAAAAGCACUUCAUUCUUUUGAGCGAGGCAAUCACCAAAAGCGUGACGGCAAUAGGAUCGACACUGCCUCGACGACAAACCGGGAACGACCGGCACCACCGGCACCACCGGCAACACAAACUGGCGACGACAGCUUGUGGCUCCGACCUCUGGGUGCCGACAUUGUAGUCCGAGUAGCGCACGAGACAUUCCAAGUCCAUCGUAGUGUUGUAGAGCCCCAGUCUACAUGGUUCCGGGAGAAUCUUCCAGCGCCAGACCUGAACGGCACACCAAUCGAAGUCAACUUGCAAGUUUGCCACAUACCCAUAGGCUACACGCUCAGAUUCAUGUACACAAAGAGGCUGGAAAUAUGUCGGUAUGACCGAGAACACCCUCGCGACCUUAUUCAUAUACCCCGUAGCGCCCUUCUCUACAUCGGUGCCACGGACCUCGGCGUUGAGGCAAUGCAACUUCACAUCGUACAGCUCCUUCGGCAAACGGCACACGACUUGUCUGUAUAUCUGAGUACGGCCUUGGCCAAUCGGAAAAUGAAUCACCAAGAUAUACUUGGGGCCUUUGACCACCUUCGCAAUGCCCUGGAAGUCGCGCAUUCGUAUUGCUGCCAAGACGACAAAUUGCAGCUACGACUGGCCUUGGCCCAAAUAUUGGAUACGUUGCUCCCGUUUCUCAUUCAACACCCAGAAGUUCUGGACCUCUUCUCUUCUGACGUCUGGAGGAAAUACUCUGCAAACAUCUCAAUGGACCUCUUCACAGUUCGCCAGUCGAGAAACGUGGCUCCCCAAGCAUUGGAUGAAGAAGCAGAGGUGCCCUUUGGAGACGAAAAUGACUUUCAGUGA
Molecule: messenger RNA, 1029 nt
Organism: Ustilaginoidea virens
Lineage: Eukaryota; Fungi; Ascomycota; Sordariomycetes; Hypocreales; Clavicipitaceae
Exons: 4
Coding region: 1-1029 (342 amino acids)
Molecular function (GO): protein binding
Source: RefSeq, a predicted model, not a curated record